AUGGCAUCGGUACCUUCUGUUGGUUGCCUCCUGGCCAAAAACCAGUAUUAUCGGAAGCCCAGUAUUUCUUCAGUUAGCUCUGACUCUGUUAACUUCAUAGAUGAAGACAAGCACCUUCAAGGGUUACCUGAUAUGGCAGAAUCCACCUGGUGGCUCAAAUCCUUUUUUCAUUCUGAACCUGUGCUUUCAACUGAAAUAAGAAAAGAACUGUUGGCUAGCGGAAUCAAUUUUUAA
Pipistrellus nathusii (Nathusius's pipistrelle) is the source of this 234-nucleotide messenger RNA. NCBI's taxonomy places the organism in Eukaryota, Metazoa, Chordata, Mammalia, Chiroptera, Vespertilionidae. The record is from the annotation of a GenBank genome assembly.